AUGACAAGUAUUUGUAUUAUUUUAUUAAUAUAUAAACGUAAUCAAAUACAUUUUGGACCUUUAUUACAAGGUUUUCAAGCUCAUGGAACAAAAUCAUCAGAUGAAUAUCGAAAAUUAAUUGCACUUAUACGUGAAACUCAAACAACACAUUUAUUUCCAAAUUCAUUUAAAAGCAAAACAUUUCAUCAAAUACCUUAUUCGUCUUUCAAUCCACAUAUCAAUCCUUGUUCGAAAAGAUUUUAUUUACCUACAUGUCCUAUAUUACAUUAUACUGAAUUAACAUAUCAUAUUAAUAAUAAUUUUACAAGUCUAUUUCAUGAUAUAAAUACUUUUAAAACAAUUUGUAAACUUGAAUGGAAUUUACGCACAAAAUAUACAAAUUGUUCAUCAUCAAUAGAUGAUACAUGUUGCCAACAGAUAGGACCAGUUUCUCUUCUCUUUGAUGGUUAUUUAAAUUCCUUAGAACAAUGUGAAAAUUUAACAUUAAAUCAAUUAAAUGAAUAUGAUUUACAAUGGUCAACAUGUAAUACAUCUCAAUGUUCAAAUCAUCGUCUUCAUCAUUAUCUUAAACAUAUUGAAUCAUCUUUAACAUUUAAAAUCUAUAUUAAUAUCGAAAAUAAUACAAAUAAAAACAAACAACUUAUUUAUUUUUAUAAUAAUCUUCGUUAUUAUCAAUAUAAAAAUAAUUUCUCAUUAACACAUGUUAAUUUUGAUUUUAAUGAUGAACAAAUUCUUUUUAAAUAUCUUCUUCAAUCAAAUAGUAUAUUUAUAUAUUUAACAAUUAUUCUUUAUAUUCUAUGUCUAAUAUUAUUUGUUAAAAAUAUUUUCUUUAUAUUUAUUAUUUUAAUUCAUAUAUUUUUAACAAUUCUAUCAAGUUUUAUUAUAUAUAUUUAUAUAUUUCAUUUUCCAAUAACAAUACUUAAUUAUACAAGUAUAACAUUAUAUUUAUUUAUAAUAUUAAUUGAUUCAUUUCUUUGGUAUACAUGUUGGUUUGUUAAUAAUCAUAGACGAGAUGAUUGUACAAUAAAUCGUAUUAUUGAAAAUUUAUUAACACAAACAUUUUAUUAUUUAGUACCAAAAAAUCUUACGGCAAUAUGUGUACUUGUUAUUACAUAUACAAAUCAAAUAAUAGCAUUACAAUGUUUUACAGUAUUUGCUUUUUUACUUCUAUCAAUAUCAUUUUUUAUUUCAUUUACUCUUUAUCCUGUUACAUUUAUUAUUAUUCUUCGAUAUAAAUCAUUUAUUCCAUCAAUUGAACAUUUUUUAUAUCGUAUAUUAACAACUGCAGCAACAAAUUGUUGUAUUGAUCGUACAAUAUCUUAUCUUAUUAUACGAUUAAAAGCUUUCUGGUUAACUUUAUUAACUCUUAUUGCUUGUUUUGCAUUUGUUAUUAUAUUUCAAUGGCCAAAAUUACAAUUUAAUAUGUGUCGAAUAACAUUUGAUACAUUACCAUUACAUGUAACAAAUGAAAAAUCUUUAAUAACAAGAAAAACAUUAGAUAUUGAUAUAACAUAUUAUAUCGGUUCACGUUGGGAAGUACCAAGUGAAUCAAUGAUACCAUUUCGAGAUAUUCCUAUACUUUAUUAUAAUAGUGAAAAUCAAAUGUUAUUAGGACCAGGUACACCUCGUACAUUUCAAUAUGCAUUAGAAAAAAAUCUAACACAAUUAAUGGCUUUUUGUUCACAAUUACGAUCAUUUCAACAGGAACAAAAUUUUGAAUAUAAAACAAAUGAAAAAACAUUACCUUACAAACAUUAUCAUCGACAUAUUACUCGUCAAUUAUCAAAUAAUGAUACAUCUCAUGAAUUACCAAAAAUGUCUAAUUUUCCAUUAACAAUCAAUAAUAUUCAUUGUUUCGGUGAUUUAUCUCCAUCAUCUUCAAUAUUAUCAUCUUCAUCCAAUACAAAAUUUUCUUCCAUUAUAUCUAAUCAUUACAAUCAAUCAUUAGAUUGUACUCAUAUAUGUUCAUUAAAUCAAACAUCUAAUUCCUAUGAAUGUAUUUUAUGUCUUAAUUCUUUAUAUUAUAAUUCUAAUCCAUCGGAUGAUUUAUUUUUAAUUAAAAAUGGUUUACGUUUUAUAAGUGAUUCACAAAAUCCUCGAUAUUUAUUACAAACAAUAAAUUAUAAAUGGAAUAUAUUAACUGAUAUAAAUAAUUAUCUUGAAUGGAAAUUAUUGAAUGAGAAUUUAAAAACAAAUCCAAUUGGAAAAUUUUAUACAAAAAUAUUUUCUUUCAUGUCAUUUUGGUGGUCAAGUGAAUUAUUUUCAACUUAUACAAUUAUGGAACAAUUAGAACAAGAAAAAUAUGUUUUAACAGGAAUUAAAUUUGCAAUUAUACUAAUUUUUUUAGUAUUAUUUACAGGUGUCCUAGGGAUAUUUGUUACAUUAACAGCAUUAUGUAAUUUUCUUACUUGUAUUGCAAUAUUUACAUUAUUUAAUUAUAAAUUAACUGUAGAAAAUAUGGCAUAUUUUACAGUUGGACUUAUUAUUUGUACACAAUAUUCAGUACUCUAUUCGAUUAGUCUUAUUUAUUCAACAUUUUUUCUUCAAUCACUUCUUUGUUAUCUUGGACCAUCUGGUCAUACAUGUUUUUUUAUUCCAUGGCGUUUAAAAUUUUCUCGUCAUUUAACAUUACAAAUAAAUAAUGGAAAUGAUUUAUUUUUAAGAAAAUCAUCAACAAAUUCAAGACGACAUCAACGUAUGUCAACAUCAUCCUAUUUUGCAUCAUCUUAUUUUUCACAAAUAUUUACCGGUUCAACUUAUUUUGAAAGUGAAUAUGGAGGAAUAAAUGAUACAUUAACAAUUGGCUCAAGACGACGUGAAAGUUCACGAAGUCAUCAAUUAUCACAUAUAAUUAAACGUAAUUCAUUAUUAACAGGUGAACUUAUUGAAUUAUAUACACCACGUGCUAGUCUUGCACCAUAUGGACAUCAUUUACAUCAUCAUCGAUAUUCAAGACAAUCAUCUGUACCACGUGGUGUACCAACAACAGGACUUGCACGACCCUUAUAUGUAUCACCAUCUAUAUCACCUUAUUCACAAUUAAGUAUACAUUCACAAGCUACAGGUCGACAACGUUCACCUUCACCACAUAUAUUUCGUCCAUCACGAUCACCAUCACCACAUUCAUUAGCACAACAAUCAUCACCAACAACACCAACAACAAGUUCACUUCGUCCAUGUUAUUCAGCUCCUCGUCUUCAUGCACCUCAUCAUCGUGUGCCAACAAAUAAUCUCAAACAAACUGAUACAUUAAUUGAAGAAAAAACUCCAACAUUAUCUCUUCAACUUCGUAA
This is a messenger RNA of Adineta steineri, 3293 nucleotides long. The record is from the annotation of a GenBank genome assembly. Lineage: Eukaryota; Metazoa; Rotifera; Eurotatoria; Adinetida; Adinetidae.